AUUCCUUGGCAAUGGUUAGCUAGAUUAAUAGCUACUGGAGAUGUAGAAUUACAUUCAGCACGCCUUUUUUAUGACUGACAUAUCUCCCAAGUAAGAUUUUGUUGGGGAGGUGCCUAGUAAAUGUAGUCCCCUAGGGUUAAUGGUGAAUGAGGCAUCGAGGACACUGGUUAGCAACUGUUUUUUACUGGAAAAUUGGUGGGGGGAGAGAAAAUUGGCGUUAUAAAGCCGGAAAGCAGAAGGAAGGUGUGUUUGUUUGGUGGGUUGGAGGGCCCAGGCAUGGCUUGGCAGCUACAAAUAAGCCCCCCUCCUUGCUCGCUUCUCAGCAGCCUUUGCCUCUCCUCCAAUCCAUCCCAACCUUUCUGAUCUCUGUCUGCCUCCCGAACCAGAAACCUUGGACUGCUAGUGUUUCAUCCUUGUUUGAGUGAAGUCGAAAUUGCACUGAAUAAUUAAGCAAGCGACUCUGCUUUUGGAUUCAAAGAUGUCGUUGGCCGUCAUGCGAAGAUCCCCUGCUAAUGCCUCAUUCUUGGCUGACCGAUGCAUCAGCGACGGCGACCGCCCUGAUCCUCCGGAGAGCGACGAGGAGCAGGCCGGGCAAAUGGACGUGUGGAGCGCCAUCCAGUGUCAGAAGGCCGGGGCCGCUCCUUAUGUUCAUCCUCUGAUGCGGAGGUCCUCGAGCUCGUUGAGCCAGAAGAGCCUCGAGAUUUGCACAGAGAGUCUCGGUUCGGAGACGGGGUCCGACGACUUCUCCUCCUUCAUGGACGACGACGAUCUCGUCCGCAAGUUUGGAGAUGAUGAGAAAGAAGAGGAACUGGAGGAUGUCUCCGUGGCUGCCGCCGUAGCGAGGGAGCGCCCCCGAGGGAAGGAAUUGACGUCGGUGAACUACCAUUGCUCCGUCAGCAGGCGAUCGCCGGUGAGGUCGUUCCCUCCGCCGCUCCCGUCCCUCUCUCGGCGCGAUGGACGGUGCAUCCACAUGCGUCCUCAUCGCCGCGACGGCCGCCUCGUAGUUGAGGCUGUCUCUGUUCCUUCGCAGAACUACCUUCAUGCCCAGCGCGUGGAUGGCCGCCUCCUUCUCUCCUUCAUCGAGGCUACCUACGGAGACGAGCUUGGUUAUGAUGAAACUAAUGAUGCGUCCGAGGCCAGCACCGGUAGCACUCUGCCCCCAAAACAGGAAGAUAUGACACAAUUAGAAGAAGAUGUCAACGGUAGCCAAAUAACAGAAGAGGAAGAGAGAGAAUUAGAUGAGGAGAAAUACUUCGAAGAAGAAGAAGAAGAAUUAGAGAAUUGCUACGAAGAAGAGGAGGAAGAGGAGGAAGUGGAAGUGGUGGACAGAGGAACCGUGGUGGAAGUGAAGGUGAGCACACAGCCCCAGCAACAGAGCGGCUCCAUGAAAAUUCACCGCUCCUCUCUCGUCAUCAACAAGUUCGUCGGCGGCAUGCCGCAGAGUGACUCCAGUACUGAUUGCGUUCAAACUAGGGAGGAGGUUGACAAAACGAGCUGCAACGGAAGCAAACACAAGAAUACUGUCGCAUCGACGCCCUCACCUAGGAGACUAUCACUGUCGACCACCUCCGCUGCGGCAGCGGCUGCAGCGGCGGCGGCGGCAUCCACGCUCGGCAGCUACAGCGGGCUAUGGUCGUCACCCCUCCGCGAGGACCACGCAUCGACCCUGGACACCAAGCUGCUCUUCACCUCCAAGCGGCGGAACAGCGAAGAGUUGCUGCACGACAUGAGGAGGUGUAGCCAGCUCCGUCGCCAAUUGUUCAUUCGGGAGCCAUGGUGCAUUGCGACUUCUUCUUGACGAAGCGAACCGAGCCUAGCUCACACGGAUCCAUCUUAUCCUUUCGACUGUUUGACCCAAUGCUCCCCUCUACUACGACUCUAUUGCAACUAAUACUCAGAAAUCUCCACUGUUUGGUUUGCUUCCCCCAUUGUAGCUAUUCUUCUGUGUCUUUUUUUUUUUUUUUUUUUUUUUCAACCGUGUCCUUUUUUUCCACUGAAUGAUUCGAUUUUUAUAAUAUGAUGAUUGGACUGCU
This is a messenger RNA of Zingiber officinale, 2033 nucleotides long. Its product is annotated as protein FAF-like, chloroplastic. The coding region runs from base 479 to 1798 and encodes 439 amino acids. The record is from RefSeq and is a predicted model, not a curated record. Lineage: Eukaryota; Viridiplantae; Streptophyta; Magnoliopsida; Zingiberales; Zingiberaceae. The transcript is spliced from 2 exons.